UUGUUUGGAAAAUGUGCUUUUCUCUCGCAAUAGACUAGUUGACGCUGUAUUUAUACAAAUGUUAUAAAUACUUUAGGUUGAAUUUAUUUAUAAGUUUAUUAUGAAUUAUUUUUCAAACCAUCUUAGAUGAUGGUUAUGAUCUAAAGGUAGUUUUCAAUAGCUGCCAAAAAAUGGGGAAUGUACAAACAGUGGGGCCAAAUGAAGCCCUUAUUGUGUCAGGUGGUUGCUGUGGAAAUACAGGUAAAAAAAUGGUUGUUGGUGGAUGGGCUUGGGCAUGGUGGAUGGUUACUGAUGUUCAGAGAUUAUCCCUGGAAGUUAUGACAUUAAGUCCACGUUGUGAACAUGUUGAGACUGCACAAGGUGUGCCAUUAACAGUAACUGGUGUUGCUCAGUGCAAGGUUAUGACUGAAAGAGAAUUUCUUGCUACUGCUGCUGAACAGUUUUUAGGCAAAGAAGUAGAUCAUAUAAAAUCAGUUAUUCUUCAAACUCUUGAAGGACACUUGCGAGCAAUUUUAGGUACUUUGUCAGUAGAAGAAGUUUAUCGAGAUAGAGAUCAAUUUGCUUCUCUAGUUCGAGAAGUUGCAGCUCCUGAUGUGGGACGUAUGGGUAUAGAAAUUCUCAGUUUUACGAUCAAAGAUGUAUUUGAUAGAGUUGAAUACUUAGCUUCAUUGGGAAAAGCACGUACUGCAGCGGUGAAGAGAGAUGCAGAUGUCGGCGUUGCACAAGCUAAUAGGGAUGCUGGCAUCAGAGAAGCUGAAUGUGAAAAGGCUGCAAUGGAUGUCAAGUAUGGUGCAAAUACCAAAAUAGAAGACUCAUAUCGUUUGUUUCAACUCCAAAAAUCCAACUUUGAUGCAGAAGUGAAUACAAAGAAAGCAGAAGCUCAGUUGUCAUAUGAAUUACAAGCUGCAAAAAUGAAGCAAAAGAUAAGAAGUGAAGAAAUUGAAAUAGAUGUAGUAGAAAGAAAGAAACUUAUUGCUGUUGAGGAGAAAGAAAUUCUGAGAAAAGAAAAGGAAUUAACUUCUAUGGUGCGUCUUCCAGCUGAAGCAGAGGCCUAUAGGGUUGAACUUAUAGCUCAAGGGAAAAGGGCCCAGACAAUUGAUGUUGCGCGUGCAGAGUCAGAGAAAAUCAAGCUGAUUGGUUUAGCUGAAGCUUAUGCCAUUGAAGCAGUUGGUAAAGCUGAAGCUGAAGGUAUGCGAAUGAAAGCAGCUGCAUAUAAACAGUAUGGAGAUGCUGCUAUCAUGAGCUUGGUUUUGGAUGCCCUUCCCAAAAUUGCAGCUGAAAUUUCUGCCCCAUUGGCCAAAACUGAAGACAUAAUAAUGAUUGGUGGAUCAGAUCAAGUUACAUCUGAAGUAACAAAACUUGUUAGUCAAAUACCUCCAUCUGUCCAUGCUUUGACAGGUGUAGAUUUAACUAAGGUGCUGUCUAAAGUUGCAGCUUCUAAAUAAGUAGGCAGUUCUAGUUCAUUAUUAUCACAAGCUGCCAUGUUUCCUUACUUGAGUAAAUGAAAGUUGACAUACAUGUACCAGUGUACAGUUCUCAAAUGCGGACAACUUUUACAGUUUGUAGACAUUGUACAUUGCCAUUUUUAGAUGUGUAUUUUAACCAUUAGAACUGUGGUCCAUUUUUUUUAUGUUGACAAAACUGCCAAUUUUCCUAUUGCAAGAAAAUUUUCAUUUUUAUUGAAACUAUAUUUUAUCUUAUUACCCAUGAUUUGUAUAAAAUUUUUCUGAUAUACUU
This is a messenger RNA of Argiope bruennichi, 1737 nucleotides long. RefSeq names its product flotillin-2-like. The transcript is spliced from 9 exons. Bases 171 to 1445 code for a protein of 424 amino acids. Gene Ontology annotation, cellular component: plasma membrane. The record is from RefSeq and is a predicted model, not a curated record. Gene Ontology annotation, biological process: regulation of myoblast differentiation; protein localization to plasma membrane. NCBI's taxonomy places the organism in Eukaryota, Metazoa, Arthropoda, Arachnida, Araneae, Araneidae.